GCACGAGGAUGCCACACGGGCACUUGACGCCCGUGUACAGGACUUGGAACAAGUUCCACCAAGACCGGAGGCUGGUGAAUCCAGCAGUGCACCAUCUGCCCGCCAACUGGAGGAACGCGUUGACCACGUAGUGGCAAUGCUAGGAGACAUCAGUGCCUUCGUAGAGCCGGCCACCAUCAGCCAGCGGUUCGAUGUGCUGGACACCAAGAUCAGUCAGCAACAGCAGACUGACCACAGCAACAACAACAGCUCGUCGAGGCCUUACAAGAUGCCGACGUUCCGGAUCGAGAAAUUUGAUGACUACACACAUCAAGACACGAUCGUCUGGUGGCAAGGAUUUACAACGGAGUUGGGGAUUCACGAGGUCCCCGACCAUUUGUUCAUCAACACCAAGGGAGGAUGUCAGAUAUGGCUCAACCACAUGGCAACCAUCCACGGCGUCCAGGUUUCAGACCUGCACAAGACGGUCUCCUGGGAGGAUAUGACAAAGGAAUGGAAGAAGCGGUUCAUCGUCGACGACGCCCCGACACUCGCCAUCAACCGCAUCUUCACGAUGGCUCAAGGGAGCACACCGACACGUGAUUGGCUCACGGAUUGGCAGAAGAUCGUGGCCACGCCCGAUCUGGACUUGCCAUUUUCGCAUCUGCGCCGUGAGUUUUUCAACAGGUCAUGCGCCGCUCUCAUCCUCGCACUUGGUGAUCGCGAGCAGUACAACACUUUCGCAGAGAUCAUCAACAAGUCGAGAGAGAUCAUCAAGACCAACAGGCCGGCUGCACACGAGAAGUCAACAUGGCAGCCGACCUAUGUGGAGAAGGUAAAGACUGGUCCGCGGCCGCAGCAUGUCGCUGCAGUCCAUUCGGACAGUGGAGAAGACCCGGCAGCCGCCCAAGCAUCACAUGAGGGAGAUCAGGUGGAUGUUGUCCAGCCGCGAAGCAACAACAAGUCCCGAGGCAAUGGGAAGGCGAAAUCAGCAUCGCAGGCGGGAAACAGACAGCCAGCACCAUGGGUCAAGUUCAACUUGACCGAGGCUGAGUACAAGUACCGCGGCCAUUACGGCUGCUUACCAGCUCCGUUGAUGGACGUCGGAGUAGAGGUUGUCGACCUUCACGCUUACAUUGCGAAGAUCGACUGCGAGUUCAAGACGCAAGAGUACGACGACAUCGACGCACCAUUGCUUUAUGUACGCAUUCAGAUCAGACAGGCGACCUGCAGCGCAUUGAUCGAUUGCGGAGCAUCUCGCAACUACAUCAGCCAGGACUUCAUGGUGCGCGCCGGCCUUGGCCCACGCGUCUGGAGGAAGUCCCAAUCUACGCAAGUCACGUUGGCGGACGGUCACACGCACAAGUCAAUCGACCGGUGCAUUGAUGACGUCCCAGUUUACUUUGCCCUUCACGCAAGUGAGGCGGUGUCCUUUGACAUUUUGGACACCAAAUUCGACAUGAUCUUGGGCAUGCCAUGGCUGCGAAGCGAGGACCACCCGGUGAACUUCUACCUCCGCACCGUUCACGUUCGUGAUCGGAACGGAGUACUAGACCCAUGCACGGUGCCUCCUCCUUACCCUUCCAUCAGCUGCCACGUGGUAUCCGCCGCAAGCAUGCGAGCUUCCAUCAUCAGAGACGACAUCGAGGAGAUGGGGGCGUGUUUUCUCCACGCCCUCCCGCCCCAUGACGCUUCACCGACGGACUCAUCUUCGGAUCCACGCAUCACCGAGCUUCUCGACGCCUACGKCGACGUGUUCGAAGGCCCGCACGGAGUAGUACCGGAUCGGCCCAUCCGCCACGAGAUCAUCCUCGAGGACGGGGCCACGAUCAGAAACGCCGGCCCUCUCCCACGCAUCGACGACCUUCUCGAUCGACUGGGCGGCGCCAAGUUCUUCUCCAAGCUGGACCUCAAGCCGGGAUAUCACCAACUCGAGAUUCGGAAGGAGGACCGCUACAAGACCGCGUUUAAGACACGGUAUGGGCAUUUCGAAUGGUUGGUCAUGCCAUUUGGCCUUACGAAUGCCCCGACCACUUUCCAAGCGGCUAUGACAACGGAGUUCCGACACAUGCUGGAUCGAUUUGUACUUAUCUACCUCGACGACAUCCUGGUGUACAGCCGGAGUUUGGACGAGCAUGUGGAACACCUGCGCACCGUUUUGGAGCGGCUACGACAAGCCAAGUACAAAGCCAACCGCGACAAAUGCGAAUUCGCGUGGCAGGAGCUGGAGUACUUGGGACAUUAUGUGACGCCGCAAGGCAUCCGUCCGCUUGCGGACAAGAUCGAGGCCCUCCGCGUAUGGCCCGAGCCCACCAACACCACGGACGUUCGUUCAUUCAUGGGGUUGGCGGGCUACUAUCAACGAUUCAUCACCGGAUACUCAAGGAUUGCUGCACCUAUGACGAUAUUACAAUCGCCAAAGGUGUCAUUCGUAUUCGAUGACGACGCACGCCGGUCAUUCCGAGCACUUAAGACGACCAUGCUCAUGGCACCCGUCCUUAGCAUCUCUGACCCCACCCUGCCGACGAGAAUGACAACUGAUGCUUCCGGCUAUGGCAUUGGGGCAGUCUUGGAACAACACGACGGCGAUGACUGGCACCCUGUGGAGUAUUUCAGCCACAAAGUGCCUCCCAUCAACUCGCUUGAUGAUGCAAGGAAGAAGGAGCUGCUCGCGUUCGUGAUGGCUCUCAAGCGAUGGCGGCACUUCCUCCUUGGGCGUCGUAGGUUCACAUGGGUAACGGACGACAAUCCAUUGACCUCCUACAAGACGCAGGAUACGGUGAGCAGCAUGAUCGGACGAUGGACGUACUUCAUCGACCAAUUUGACUUCACACCGAAACAUCUUCCCGGCCUCUCUAAUCGCACAGCAGAUGCACUCUCGCGAAGACCUGAUCUUUGCGCUAUGACACAUCAUGCCUUCGCAUUUGACGAGGAGCUCCAACGACACUUCAUCAGGGGCUAUGAGUCCGAUCCAGACUUCGCCACGCUAUAUGCGCAGCUAUCUUCGGAUCACCCGCCGGCCAGCCACUAUCGCAUCGUCGAUGGGUACUUGCUCCUGCACUCGCGGGGCAAGGACUUACUAUGUGUCCCACGCGACCGCCGUCUUCGGACUCGCCUCCUCGACGAGUAUCAUGAUUCGCGACUCGCCGGACAUUUCGGAGUCAACCGCACUAUUGCACGGCUUCUACAGCGAUUCCGAUGGCCCGACCUCAUCACCGACGUCACGAGGUAUUGCGACUCUUGCAAAGUUUGCCGACGAAGCAAACCCCGCAACCGCAACCCCUACGGCGAGCUGCGCCCGAUGCCGAUCCCGCAGGAACCCGGUCUCUCCAUUGCCAUGGAUGUCACCGGACCAUUCCCCCGCGACCGCCUCGGACACGACGACAUCCUCACGGUCGUGGACCGAUUGAUCCUUUACUUGUUGCAGUUUUUUGAAGCGAUGGGAAGAGAGUUGCUUGCCCCAGGAAGUGGUAUGACCAUUGUCGACAUGAGCGACUCGGUAUUGGAAGUGAGCGUGGGGCACGGGUCGACCAUCCGGUUAUCGUUGGAGGCGUUGUUGACGGGCGGCGAGCUGUCACGGUCAGAGUCGCAGGAGACGCCAGCUCGCAGAGAUCAGCAGGCGGGCAAAGACCCAGGACUAGGGCACUGGACUGCGAAGCACUCGACCGGAAAGGAACCGGCUGCGAUGGAAAUCGAUGGAACGCUCUCAAAGAGCGAAGAGGAGGAGGACGGAAAAGCAAAAUGGAGGGGACCAGCACUGUUGAUGAGGCCGAGAUCGAAGGCCGUGUCGAUUCUGUUUAAGCAGGCCUUUCAUAGAGCUCUGUUUUCCGAUCCGAAAGGUGGGCAAUUGCCUCUUCUUUCAACUGUCUCAAAUGUCUCUGGGCCAGGACCGAGGACCAGUGAUCUUGCGAGCGGAGCCGGUGGAAUGUCGGGCGCAGGGGGUUUGUCAGGAGUAAAGGGAAGAGCAGGGGGUCUGGAGGCAGGAGGGCAAGGAGGACCUGUAGGGAUUGGAGGUGGUGCAGUAGAUGCGACUCGCUCAGGCGGCGUAGACGGAAGGGGUUCUUCCUCCCUAUCAGCUUCAUUUUCAAGGCUGGUUUGCGGUAUUUUGUCGCACCAAGUAUAUGCUGCAAAGGUCCAGGCCGCACUCGAGCAGCAGACUCGUGCCAACCAUUACCUUCGUCUUUUCUGUCUCCCAACAUGGCAUCAUCAAGUCUCUGCAUGGGAGCUGUCUCUCUGCCUGCCCAACUACUGGAUUCACAUAAAAGGUCAGGAUGUUGCUGCACGUGGCAUGUCUACUGUUUUCAGAGGGAGAGCAUGUCGUCCAAUCCUGAGGCCAAUCGCCAAAAGCUCGAAGGAACAUACCAACUCGGCAAGUAAUUUUCAAAACCGAUUGCAGUUUUCUAUGGAUCGUGAAAUCGAGGAGGAGAUGGGCUUGUCGACCGUCUUCAAGUGCAUUGUCAUUGUGCGUGACGAGAGAAUUUACGUUGAGGGCAUUCACGGCAUGAUUGGGAGUGUGGUGCAAGAUGGCUGCUUCCUAGAAGGUGUCCACGUUCGUGGUUCCUUGAUUUUCAGCAUACCGGAAAUGGAAUCGUUUAUCGUAAAUCAGGUCAUUGGCCACAUGUCACAGGAGCCGAUCAUCCCAUUCUGAUUGAUCCGAGGACUCCAUGCCAGCAAGCAACAACCAGUAUGUCUAGAAUCUGCAGCUGUAGGUCCGCUCUCAGUUGACGCUCUCUCAUCCUUCAGAUCUGCCAUUAAGAGAGCACAACAGCCUAAAUCAUUGGCGCUUGGCCGCAACUUGGGAGUGUUACAAUAAGCCUGCAAUGCUGCACAACUGCAGAGACUAGAGUGGUCACUUGGUCGUGCUUUCGGAAUUAUCACGAGCUGCGGAAAACUCUCUCCUUUCUUGAUCCUUUGGGAACUGUUGGCCAAGCACGCAAGCAUUGUUUUUUUCUUUUUUUUUUAUUCUUUAAAAAAUUAUCGAUUUAUGUGUGUUGCCAAGGCAAGGCAAGGUUCUUCUUCAGACAGAUGACACUCUGGCUGGCUGGCUUCACAUGCAGGGCAGUAGUUGGAACCGCCACAAUGCUGACAAUUGAGUGAUAAGACUUAGAGACCUAGUAUAGGCAGGAGAGGGGAGCGUAUCUUUGUGUAUAUGCAUGUGUGUGAAUGGAUUUGUCAUAAUCGUUCACAUUGUAGCGAUAUAGAGAGAGAGGGAGUUUGCUAUGAGAGGAAGGGAGAGAGAGAUUGUAUGCUCAGUUGUGUGUGUGUGUGUGUGUGUGUGUGUGUGUGUGUGUGUGUGUGUGUGUGUGUGUGUGUGAGAGAGAGAGAGAGAGAGAGAGAGAGAGAGAGAGAGAGAGAGAGAGAGAGAGAGGCUGCUUUUCCGUUACGCUCCUUUUUCUUUGGCCCCCCGCUGGCUCCUCUCAUAUGUUAAUUGAAGUUGGCCCUGCUUCUGGUUCCUGGUCUUUCAAGGAAUUUGGGGUGUAUGGCAUUUGUGUGGUGUUGGGGGGGCGUAAGGAGGUAAAGGCGGGAGGGCAAGAAACUGUUCCAACUCCUUGCUCAGUAUUGCAUUGGUUUUCUUCCUCUGCCUGCGAGUAUGGCGUAUCCCACCACAACCAUUUUUUUGAAUGCACCUAACUGAGAUAACGGUAAGCUCAUUUUUUUAAUCAUUGCCUCCAAGCGCGAACUCCAAUAUCUGAAAAUCGCAAUCGCUCCGUCCAGGCAUCGAACCUGCAACCUGCUGAUUGAAAAUCAGAAUGCUUACCACAAAACAAAGUGAGCUGGGAUGA
Messenger RNA from Chara braunii, 5762 nucleotides. The record is from the annotation of a GenBank genome assembly. NCBI's taxonomy places the organism in Eukaryota, Viridiplantae, Streptophyta, Charophyceae, Charales, Characeae.